GGGACGAUGGCCAUGUACAGGUGGAGGCAGAGAUUAGAGAGGGGCUGUCCCAAGCCAAGGGACACAGAGGAUGCCAGCAACCACGGGACACUGGGAAGGGCAAGGAAGGGUCCCCCCCUAGGGCCUUCAGAGGGAACACGGUCCUGACACCUGGAUUUCUGGCCUCCAGAACUGGGAGGCAGUAAAUCCCUGUUGUAUCUAGCUGUUCCCUUUGCGGUCACUUUUCACAGAAGUCCUGGGAACGAAUGCAGGCCCCAGUCCAGCUUGGGGGCCAUGUGGGGUAGCGGCGGAUCAGGACGUCCUUCUAAGAGAAGCGAUCUUGAGCCGUGUCACAGGUGAGGAGUUAGGAGUUAGCCCAGUGGGGGAAAAGGUGAAGGCAGCACUCACCGUCAUCAAGCCAGCCACCUGUGGGAAGCAGGCUGGGUUUAAGGAUUUCUAACCUGGGCUCCUUGAACUCCCAGGGUCCCCCUACAUGUGUGCUUCGAUUUUGUACCUUUUCUUGGGGAGAAACGUGUCCCUUGCAUUUGAGUUUCGAAGGACCAUGUGGCCUUCACAGUCACACACUGGCAAUGUCAAGAAGGUUUGGCAGGACCGGCUGGGAGAUAAGGCUGGUGGGGUCACCAGCUUGAUUGUGACCUUGCUGACACCAGCAGGGCAGGGAGAUGAACUGAUGCAAUGGAGCAGAGCCUUUCUCUCAGGAGCAAACGGUCUUGGCCUUGGCUUUCAGCUGGAUGUUGGAGGAUUACGGGACAACUACCACAGUACAAGUGAUCAAAUUGCCCUUAAAAAUCUCCAGUCUGAUGUCACAGAGGCGAAAUCUGACUUCAACAAGGAGACCCUGGCAUCACAAAACACAAAAAUGAUUUCAUCCUUAGUCAUCUCCCAGAUGAUUGAUGAAAAUAAGCCGAGAGAAAACAGGGCCUCCUUGCCCCUGCCGUGUACGAUUGGUCAGGCUCGUGCCCAUCACACCAAGCAAUCUCUGGCUAAUUGCAGCGGAGUCAACAUUCACAGGGCAUUUGCGUUACUUCCGGGCAGAUUAGGAAUCCCAGCACCGUCAGAUGAGCGAGGACCUGAGACAGAGCUGCCACCCAAAGAGGAGAGCCCCCGUGGGGGUCCCCGCAGAGGGUUUGCAUCCAUCACCAUCACGGCCAGACGCGUGGGCUCCCCAGCCAGCGCCCUGCUGUGGGGGACUGUUGGGGACUCUCUGUGCCCCAAGUGCAGGGCUGAGGACACACUGUUUCAGGCGCCCCCAGCUCUGGCCAAUGGCGCCCAUCCAGGUCGGCAUCAGAGAUCUUUUGCCUGCACAGAGUUCUCCGGAAACAGCUCCGUGGUGCGCCUGAAGGUUCCCGAGGCCCACACAGGGUUGUGUGAGAGACGCAAGUACUGGGUCACCCAUGUGGAUGACAAAGAGACCAAUUUUUCUCCAGACACCCCACUGUCAGGAAAGAGCCCGCUGGUGUUCAGUUCCUGUGUCCACCUCAGGGUGUCUCAGCAGUGUCCAAAUUCAAUCUAUUAUGUAGACAAGUCUCUCUCCGUCCCCAUUGAGCCACCUCAAAUUGCCAGCCCCAAAAUGCACAGAUCCGUCCUGUCGCUCAACCUCAGUUGUAGUUCCCACAGAUUAACAGCAGAUGGAGUCGACGGCCUAGUGAACAGGGAGCCAAUAAGCGGAGCCCUGAAGCAGGAGCUCGUGGAGAGAGACCAGGACCUCGCAGGACAGCGCUGGAACCCAGGUUUACAAGAAAGUCACUUGAAGGAAACCCCAUCGUUGGGGCGGGUGCAUUUGGGGACCGGCGCAUGUCCUUGGAGUGGUUCUUUUCCAUUGGAAAACACAGAAUUGGCAAAUGUGGGAGCUAACCAGGUCACUGUAAGAAAAGGGGGAAAGGACCGUGCAACUCAUUGUCAGGCCAACCAACUGUCCAUUCACAUUCCGGGCUGGAGUUACAGGGCAGUACACACAAAAGUAUUUUCUGGAAGCAGCAAGAGGCAGCAAGGAGAAGCAUGCAUGACUCUGUCUGCUCCUCCAGUGGAACAGAAGCCCACUAGACAUUUCCCUCCCAUUGGGGAUAGCUCUCCAAGCGAUGACUGUCUGUCUAGAGACCUUUCUGAACCCACAGAGAGACGACAUCAAAGCUUCCUGAAACCCAGAAUCCUUUUUCCUGGGUUUCUUUGCCCCUUACAAGAUGUAUGUGCAUCUCCACAAGAAGACAAUGGUGUUCAGAUAGAAAGCAAGUGCCCCAAAGGAGAUUACACGUGCUGUGACUUGGUUGUAAAAAUAAAGGAAUGUAAGAAGAGUGAGGACCCCACCACGCCUGAGCCCUCCACAGCAGCACCCUCGCCAGCACCCCCUGAGAGAGCAGGGAGCCCUGGCCUGUCCGAAGACUGUUCUGAGCCUCAGCAAACGCCUGCAAGAUCCUUGACUUUGCAAGAAGCACUGGAAGUUCGUAAGCCUCAGUUCAUUUCUCGCUCACAAGAACGGCUGAAAAAGCUCGAACACAUGGUCCAGCAGAGGAAAGCCCAGCGGAAGGAGGACCUGAGGCAGAAGCAGAGCGUCCUUCCCAUCCGCACCAGCAAGAAGCAGUUCACGGUUCCCCAUCCUCUGAGUGAUAACUUGUUCAAACCCAAAGAACGGUGCAUUUCAGAGAAGGAGAUGCAUAUGCGAUCUAAGAGAAUCUAUAAUAACUUGCCGGAAGUUAAAAAGAAAAAAGAAGAACAAAGGAAAAGGGUGAUCUUACAAAGUAACAGACUCCGUGCCGAAGUCUUCAAAAAGCAAUUACUGGACCAGCUCCUUCAAAGGAAUGCGGUCUAACCGCAGGCUGCCCUGUUGACCACGCUACCUGGACCUGGGAGGACUUCAAAUGCUGGAUAAGCCAUUAAACUUAGCAAUAUCUUCAUGAUGGGAAAACACUUAUUUUACCUUUGAUUUUUUUUUCCAUAAAGGAAAACAUCACUUCCUGAAUUACUGACCCAAGCCAAACAGAAACAAUAACUCUUGAGGAAAUAGGUCAACAAUCUGUUGUGGGGAAUCCACCUCCACGUAACCCACUAGAUACAGUCCCCUUCACGUUUUUGCUUCUGAGUUGUACCUUUUGCUUCUGAUUUCUUCUACCCUGCUGUUUCCUGCCCAUCAGAGAGGCCUUGUACAAGCAAGUUUGCUUACAUCCCUAGGGAAUAUUUUACAUCAAACUUUUGGGAUCCAAAUCCAUAUCCUUUUAAAUUUCAAUACCAACACCUGCCAGUUAUGCAAAUGCCAAAAUGUGGGUCAGCAUAUAGUAUAUUUUUAAACUUUCUGAACAUGUACACCACCAAUGCUAGAGCUGACUUGGAAACCAGUGGGUGCAACGCCCGAGGCUGUGGAACAAUCAGCCCAUCUCUUUGUGACCUGAAGCAGUCAGAGUGGCCCUCAGUCACCCGCCCCCAGCACCGUUCCUCACCAGGGAGAAAAGAAUCCAUUGCUAUGGAAGCUCUGGUGUAACUGCAGUGUUUUCUGCAACACUCCUCCUGCCCCAUCCCAUAAAAAAAGUUGUUUUGUUAAGAAAUAGCCUAAUGGUCCAGCUUUGCUGUCUGUUCUUCCAAAUGUUUAUAAUACACAUUAUUUAUAAAUAUGUGUGUUUGGGAAGCUAAGAACAAGCUAGUUUUUACAACACAAAUGGAAAUAAAUGCAAUUAUUAUAAAAA
Messenger RNA from Rhinopithecus roxellana (golden snub-nosed monkey), 3674 nucleotides. It is a transcript of the gene C11H10orf90, whose product is annotated as chromosome 11 C10orf90 homolog. The record is from RefSeq and is a predicted model, not a curated record. Lineage: Eukaryota; Metazoa; Chordata; Mammalia; Primates; Cercopithecidae. Gene Ontology annotation, cellular component: cytosol; centrosome; centriole. The coding region runs from base 473 to 2806 and encodes 777 amino acids. Gene Ontology annotation, biological process: regulation of centriole replication. The transcript is spliced from 9 exons.